Molecule: messenger RNA, 324 nt
Organism: Effrenium voratum
Lineage: Eukaryota; Dinophyceae; Suessiales; Symbiodiniaceae
Source: the annotation of a GenBank genome assembly
AUGUUCUCCAAGAUGCUGGUGGCCGGGGCACGCACGGCCAUCGUUUUGAACUCCAUCCUCCACCACCGCGAGGGCCAGCUUCACGCCGGCACGGCCGUCAGCCACCUGGAAGGGGAGGAGGACGAGGAGGAGCCCAGCAGCAAUCGGAGGAUGGCCGGAGCCAAGGGCCGUGUGGACCAACAUCAUCUCAGAGGGCCGCCGGCCUUGCUGCUGAACCUCUUCAUCGGUUUUAUCACGCUCUUCUGCUUCUUAGUGCUCAUGAGGCUCUGGUCCGGCCCAGAUAGAUCCCGAGCGGAGCGGACGUCCGGGGGGAAGAAGUUUUGA